AUGAUGACCGAAGAGCACUCAGAUCUGGAAGCCCGGAUCAUCAAGGACAUCCACUGCAAGGAGAUAGACCUGGUGAACCGCGACCCCAAGAACAUCAAUGAGGACAUUGUGAAGGUAGAUUUUGAAGAUGUGAUUGCAGAGCCCGAGGGCACCUACAGCUUCGAUGGUGUGUGGAAGGUGAGCUACACCACUUUCACCGUCUCCAAGUACUGGUGCUACCGCCUGCUGUCUACACUGCUGGGUGUGCCGCUGGCCCUGAUCUGGGGCUUCCUGUUCGCCUGUAUCUCCUUCUGCCACAUCUGGGCUGUGGUGCCCUGCAUUAAGAGCUACCUGAUCGAGAUCCAGUGUAUCAGUCACAUCUACUCACUGUGUAUCCGCACCUUCUGCAAUCCGCUCUUUGCUGCGCUGGGCCAGGUCUGCAGCAACAUCAAGGUGGUGCUGCGGAGGGAAGGCUAAAGCCAGGCCGGCCCGUGGGGAAGGCUGGGCAGGGGGGAAUUAGAGCAGGUGAGCACCACGGCUCUGCUCCACGUGAGCUGCCCAAGAGCUCAUGCUGUUGAGGGUCCUUUCGAUUUCGCCUCAAGAUAGGAACACACAGGACAGGGGAGCUAGUCCCCCGUGUGGAAACACAGGCACUCUUGCUCUGCUCAGCCCACCACGAUCCCCAGUGAGCCUGCCUGAGGGCAGAUGGUUUGUUAAGAGGCAGCUACCGCAAGGCUUUGCAUUCACGUGUACUGUAAUACCACAAACCCGCCCAGUCCCCUAGAGGGGUGACCUGGCUCCUCAUGAAAGAGAGAGCAAGCAGUGACUGCGGGCGUGAGGAAGGUGCUACAAUAAAGGGGUUCGGCUGCACCGGGGAACAUCA
Cricetulus griseus (Chinese hamster) is the source of this 862-nucleotide messenger RNA. NCBI's taxonomy places the organism in Eukaryota, Metazoa, Chordata, Mammalia, Rodentia, Cricetidae. The record is from RefSeq and is a predicted model, not a curated record.